AUGCAGCGCAGAACGCCCGGCACGCAACCCGGCAAUUACUCGAAGAGAAAACUCCACAGUCAGAAAUUUCGGAAGCUCCAAGCUGAUUUCUUCGUUCUGCGCUGGCGCCCGUCCAGCGGCGCCUCCAGCGUCGCCAGGGCGGUGGGCCCAGCGCCGAUCCAAGGCAUUCGCGUGGAGCUCCAGAAUUUUCUGGUUGUGUGUUGUUGUUCUUCUGGUUGCAGUAUAAGGUCGUUCUCAGCGGUAUUGGUUGCUCACUCUCAGCUGUGCCGCGUGCCCUUGCAUCCUCUGUCUUCUUGGGCUGCACGCGGGGGUGCGGAAAUGCGCGACCCCCCUCGGCUGCAGCGACGCUCGCACUGA
Molecule: messenger RNA, 357 nt
Organism: Prorocentrum cordatum
Lineage: Eukaryota; Dinophyceae; Prorocentrales; Prorocentraceae
Source: the annotation of a GenBank genome assembly